This is a messenger RNA of Quercus robur (English oak), 1895 nucleotides long. Its product is annotated as putative disease resistance protein RGA1. Gene Ontology annotation, molecular function: ADP binding. The record is from RefSeq and is a predicted model, not a curated record. The transcript has 2 exons. Gene Ontology annotation, biological process: defense response to other organism. The coding region runs from base 110 to 1513 and encodes 467 amino acids. NCBI's taxonomy places the organism in Eukaryota, Viridiplantae, Streptophyta, Magnoliopsida, Fagales, Fagaceae.
UCUAUUUUCUCACGCUCUAAAGUCUGAAUCUCUUUUAGACUUUUACAAUCUCACACCUCCUCUCGCCAAAGAACAACUCUCUCUCUCUCUCUCUCUCUCUCUCUCUAAGAUGGCUGCAGCAGAGACAUUUGUAUUCAACAUAGCACAAAAAGUGCUGGAGAAAUUGGGAUCCCUGGCUUUCCAAGAAGCUCGCUUGAUAUGGGGUGCUGAAAGUGAUCUAGGAAGAUUUGAAAAAACCCUCUCCACCGUCAAAGCUGUGUUGUUGGAUGCAGAAGAGCAGCAGGUUCAUAACCAGGAGCUGACCGUCUGGCUUGGGCAGCUCAAAGAAGUGUUUUACGAUGCUCAAGAUGUCCUUGAUGAAUUCGAGUGUGAAGCACUGCGGAGGCAAGUGGUGGAAAUGCAGGGGAGCACCACCAGGAAGGUACGCCGUUUCUUUUCUUCCUCUAAUUCACUUGUAUUCCGAACCAAGAUGGCUCACAAAGUCAAAGAAAUUAGAGCACGUUUAGAUGAGGUUGCAGCCGAUAGGGCUAAGUUUCAUCUCUCUCCACGGUCGGGUGAUAGGCAUGUGGUGCGUGGAAGGGAGAUGAGUUACUCCUUUGUCCAGCCUUCAGAUGUGAUAGGAAGAGACAAAGACAAAGAAAAAAUUGUGGAGCAUCUAAUGGAUCCUAGUGAUGAUCAAUCCAUCUCUGUUGUUCCUGUAGUUGGGAUUGGAGGUCUUGGCAAGACUGCGUUAGCUAAACUGGUGUUUAAUGAUGAAAGAGUGAAAGAGCAUUUUGAGUUGAAGUGUUGGGUGUGCGUGUCUGACGAAUUCGUUUUAAAACAACUACUGGUUAAAAUUAUCAAAUCAAUAACUAGUGAAAAUCGUAGCGAUUUGGAUGAAGAGCAGUUGCAAGUGCUACUUCGAAAUAAUUUGGAAGGCAAGAAAUUCUUUCUUGUCUUGGACGACGUAUGGAACGAGGACAGGGGAAAAUGGAUUGAGUUGAGGAAUUUGUUGAUGGGGGGUGACAAUGGAAGUAAGAUUCUUGUGACUACACGCAGCCCAACAAUUGCUUCCAUGAUGGGCACCAUGUCCCCAUACAACUUGGAAGGUCUUUUGCAUCAAGAUUGUCUGUCCCUAUUUAUCAAAUGGGCAUUUGAUGAAGGAAAAGAGAGGCAGCACACAAACCUCGUGGAAAUUGGGGAUGCGAUUGUGAAGAAAUGCAAAGGGGUUCCCUUGGUAGUGAAAUCGUUAGGAAGCCUACUAUAUUCAAAGCUUGAUGAACGUGAUUGGCUAUUCGUAAGAGAUAAUGAAUUGUGGAAAUUGAAUAGAAAAGAAGGGGAUAUUUUGUCGGUCUUGCAAUUGAGUUACAAUCAGAUGCCAUCUUACUUGAAACAAUGUUUUGCAUUUCUUUCACUUUUUCCAAAAGAUUAUGAAUUCGAUACUUUUGAUUUAAUUCCAUUUUGGAUGGCAAAUGGGCUUCUUCAAUCACCAAGUGACAACAAGAGCCGGAAGAUAUUGGCAACCAAUAUAUAGAUGAGCUCUAUUCAAGAUGUUUCCUUGAAGAUUAUAUUGAUAUUGGUUACGUGCGAGAAUUCAAAGUACAUGAUCUUGCACAUGACCUAGCACUAUCAUCAGCCCAAAGUGAGUGCUUAAUUAUUAAUCGUCAGAUUCAAAAAAUCUCUAAAAAGGUUUGGCAUUUGUCAUAUACUGACAAUACUUGGCAGAAUGAAAAUGUUUUCAAAUGUUUACAAAAAUCAAAGAGUUUACGAACCAUUCUUUCUCCGGUGGAUGGAGUUGGACCUUCUACUAAAUCCUUUGUUGAUUCAUGUCUCUCAAAAUUUAGAUACCUGCGAUUUCUAGAUUUAAGUGACUCAAGUUUUGAGGUGUUACCCAGCUUCAUUGGUACCUUGAAGCA